CUAAGACAUAAUACAGUGCAAACAAACCAAACCAACCACCCACAGAUAACAGUACAUACAAGAAAGCGUCGUCAGGCAGGCCGGGUCAAUAUCAAUAGGGCAGGUAGGUACAGGGGGAGCAAGCGGAGAUGGGUCGGGGUCACAGGCCAGGUUCAGCAGGUAGCAAGCAGCGUGGUACAGAGGGUCAGGCAGAGGGAUGGUCAGGAGCGAGCUGGGAUCAGAGCAGGAGAAGUCAGCAGCGGUUCAGAUCAGGCAGGGUCAGCAAAGGAACAGAAACAGGAUGCAGGACAGAUACAGGGCCCAGGACAAACACAACACCAAGGCAGAGUCUGCAAAUCUGGCCAU
Molecule: messenger RNA, 345 nt
Organism: Staurois parvus
Lineage: Eukaryota; Metazoa; Chordata; Amphibia; Anura; Ranidae
Source: the annotation of a GenBank genome assembly